Molecule: messenger RNA, 2589 nt
Organism: Histoplasma capsulatum G186AR
Lineage: Eukaryota; Fungi; Ascomycota; Eurotiomycetes; Onygenales; Ajellomycetaceae
Product: protein phosphatase regulator REG1
Exons: 2
Coding region: 337-2256 (639 amino acids)
Biological process (GO): cellular response to glucose starvation; protein catabolic process in the vacuole
Source: RefSeq, a predicted model, not a curated record
AGUGCUAUUUUCCUUCUCUUUCAUGUCUACGAUCGAGCACUAGUCCUCUCUCCUCAAGCACCAAGUACAUCGUUGUUCCUUGACCAGUUUUCUGCCAAUUUCUCCCCUGUCUGUCGCUUCCUGUUUACUUCUCCAAUACUCCGUACAUAAGACGCCCAUUAUCGCGGAACCUCGAUCUUCGUAUUGCCGUUUGCGCGCAGCCAGCUUCCUGACAAUCCUACACGUUGUGCUGGCCAUUUGUCACCUAAGCUUCAAGUCUCCAGCGGUGACACAUCAAGAGAGCUCGUAUAGCGCAGGCUACCUAUCCUGCAACACGCGAUUCGUAUUUCCAAAGCCAUGGCCGCUGUGCUACCCGUCAUCCCAGAGAGGACUUCACUACCGCCAUCGGAUCACCAUCGACGAAAGCGCAACAAACCAUCCACCAUAGAAACCCACAGAACCUACAUCAAAUCUCCCCAGCCCGAAUGCUAUCCCGUCACCAGCAUUUCAAUAUCCUCCGAAUCGUCCUCGGGACGAUCUUCGCCCAUCUUCUCGUCGAUUUUUGUCCAUACCAGCCCUCCCCCAAUAACCCUGCCGCCGACACCAGAGGAGCCAGAGGAUGACGACAUAUUAUUCCCGUCGUAUGAUACCGCAUCCUACCAUGAAGAGGAAGAGAAGUCUUCGUUCAUCCCGCCUGUCCACAUGCCCAGCUCCCCCUCAAUAGAUCAAUGGAGAAGUGAUUAUGUGAUGCCUCGGAUCGUGGGUGAUGAUGCUUCUAUUGAGGAUGAGCCAACAAGGCAUGUUGACUACCUCUCGCACGAUUGGAAAGAAGAAGAUAUCUGGAGUUCUUGGAGAUAUAUAGCUUCCAGGAGGGAUGCAUAUAACAACGGAGUGAGACUAGAGAAUGCCGUAUGGCGGACAUGGACGAAAGCGAAGCAUCGACUUGGCACGGUCACUCCUGAGUCACUCAAUUGGCUAAAAGAUUGCGAUGUUACUUGGCUCUAUGGUCCUUUACAGACGGCAUCCAAACUCCCCCACUCCACCUCAUCCCCGCCUCCCACCCGCCUUUCCCCACCUAGCCCCUUUCUCAACAAAAAACCGAUCCUCAAAAAGAGAACAGCCUCUCAAACCAUUCUCCAACGCUUCAUAUCUACACGCACGCUCCUCAGCCAUGCUGGUGCAAUCUUACAAGCCCGCGAAGCGGACAACAUGAGAAACAGGCCCGGACUAGGGAGGUCAGCGUCCGACUAUUAUGUUCCUAACGCCUACUUUGAAAAUUCAAGUAGUAGUCGUGCAACGACUGUUUCUCCCGGCACUGAAUCGCCCAGCGAGCGGCGUCAUAUUAGCUUCAACGAUGAAGUCUCACAGUGUAUCGCAGUUGAAGGGAAAGACGAUUACUACGAUGAUAUGGACGACACGACCUGCGCCGUAGACGACGACGAUGAUAUGUCUGAAGACAGCGUUCUUGAAAUGCGACAGGUAACCCCGCGGCCACCGUUAAGCAGCCAGAGCACCCCACGAAGCAGUUUUAGCAGCGAUAGCAAAACCAUCGCGCCGUUACCGCCAACCACUUUGAAAUAUCGCAGGGAUACCCCCGAACCUGACGAGGUUGACAUCGUCGACUCUGCAGCGGCGAAAUCAUCGCUGUAUUCGUGGUGGCCACUACCUGUUCCCCGUCUAUCACGUUCAUCUUCGACGGAAACGCUUCGUCCUUCGAAGAAGCAGCAUCAGCAACAGCCAGAACAACAGCCCAAAGCUCGUGAUAAUUUCCUCUUGGAUGAUGAAGGUGACGGCGAUGACACCAACUCCACCACCUCAGACAUGGAUAUGAAGUGGCGAGUAUCCAGCCGGAAAGUGCUUGACGAGGAGACAUUGUCGACGUACAGCGGGCCAUGGUUCACGGAUCCCCACAAGCGACAGUGGAAUAACAACGAUGAUGCCCAUGGCCAAUAUCACAAUUAUAAUUACAAUUCUACUCACAAUUCUUACACCAACUCCCAUACUACCCCAACUAAUAACCAUAGUACUUAUCCUAAUGAUAAAAAAAAUAAUGAUAAUCGGAGCCCCUCAUAUCUCUCCUCGCGAGACCAAUUCCUAUCCUUCGACUACGACGACUUGUAUACUACGGGAGAUAAGAGCGGAUAUGAUGACGACGACGAUGAUGAUGAGGCGGAUGGCAGGGCUAUGAACUUCGGCUUCAUCGGCAAGGUUGUUGACACGGUGAAUACGGCGAGGGAUAUUGCUCAUGUUAUUUGGAAUGUUGGAUGGCGGAGUUAAAGAAGAGAAAACAAAAGUGAAAAAAUGAAAAUAAUAGAAAAAAAAAAUGACGAGGGAGAGGGGGGGAAGGAGUAGGUGAUGCAUAUUUUCUAGAUCUAGAGCGCAGAGGGUGGUUUUCUUCAUUCUUGCUCCAGGGAUACUUGCUGUAUUUCAUUUACUAUUUUCCCUUUGCCUUUUUUUUUUUUCCUUUUUGUUGCUUUUCCCCCCUCCAAAACGAAAAGAGAAACAAAAGGUCCCUGGAACAAAUAGGCCUUACUGAGGGCUUGUAGAUAGUGAUUUCAGACUAACUACAUAUAAAUACAUAACAAAUACAGUGUCCAGCCAUUGUUUUCC